AUAUAUACACAGAAAUAUAUACAUACCAUUAUACCAAAACAUUUCGAUCGUUCACAGGAUGAGCUUUAUGCGAUCAGAUGAGUUCUUGGCGAUGAUUGUGCCGAUCGUAAUUUAUUGGGUUUAUUCAGGAUUCUAUGAGAUUUUGGGAAAUUUGGAUAAGUAUAGACUGCAUUCAAGAAGAGAUGAAGAGACCAAGAACUUGGUUUCGAAGCGUGAGGUUGUCAAAGGAGUGCUCCUCCAACAAGCUAUCCAGGCUACGAUAGCUCUAAUUUUAUUUAAGGCAACCGCAGACGACAGUGUUCCUCCCCACAACCCAAGCUCAAGCGCAACUACUUUCACAGUGAACAUCGCGGCGCAGUUUUUCGUCGCGAUGCUGGUCUUCGAUACCUGGCAGUACUUCAUCCACCGAUACAUGCACCUCAACAAGUACUUGUACCGGAGGUUCCACUCGUGGCACCAUCGCCUCUCCGCUCCCUACGCUUACGGCGCUCAGUACAACCACCCGGUCGACGGGAUCCUCACCGAAACCCUGGCCGGGGCCCUGGCCUUCUUCGUCUCGGGCAUGUCGGCGAGAACUUCGGUAUUUUUCUUCUCCUUCGCGACUGUCAAAGGGAUCGACGACCACUGUGGGAUCCUGCUGCCCUGGAAUCCUUUCCACUUGGUGUUUGGUAACAACACCGCUUACCACGAAAUCCAUCAUCAGUUGAAGGGGAGCAGGUGCAAUUUUGCUCAGCCUUUUUUCGUGAUGUGGGAUAAGAUUUUAGGGACUUAUGCUGGGUAUGAGAUUGAGAGAAGAGAGGGUGGUGGGUUUGAAGCGAAGAUUGCAAAAGAGCUGUAAUUAUGAUCGUCGACUUUGUAGUAUAUAUAUGCUUCCUCUCUGGAGUUUCUAAGAGAAAUUAAUUAACGUGUACCAUAUA
Messenger RNA from Asparagus officinalis (garden asparagus), 917 nucleotides. RefSeq names its product sphinganine C4-monooxygenase 2-like. Lineage: Eukaryota; Viridiplantae; Streptophyta; Magnoliopsida; Asparagales; Asparagaceae. The coding region runs from base 59 to 838 and encodes 259 amino acids. The transcript has 2 exons. Gene Ontology annotation, molecular function: oxidoreductase activity; iron ion binding. The record is from RefSeq and is a predicted model, not a curated record. Gene Ontology annotation, biological process: lipid biosynthetic process.